AUGAACGGUCUUGAAAAUGGCUUAAUAAUUACCGACAAAAACGGAUUGGAAAAAAAUAUUCAAGUGAAAAUAAGGGCUUUUCUUUGCGACUCACCAGCUAGAGCGUUGAUAAAAGGAGUUUGCAACUUUAAUGGGAAAAAUGGCUGUCUGAAGUGCACUGUAUUAGGCGAAUAUUCACAUCGAAGCCACACCGUGAUAUUUACCAGAGUGGGCUGCCCAAAACGAAAUAAUGAAGAUUUUCGCUUAAAGAAGUAUGGGUUACACCACAAAAGUGACUCGCCUCUACUUCAACUACCCAUCGACAUGGUUGAAGAUUUUCCUGUCAGUGAUUCACUGCACCUUAUCGAUCUAGGAAUCAUGAAAAGACUGUUAACCGGCUGGAGGGAUGGCAAUUUUGGCACGUAUGUAACAAAGUGGCGUGCCCGAGAUAUCGAAACAGUUUCUCAGUUUCUCUUAGGUUGCACCCUACCCAAAGAAAUACACAGGAAAAUGAGAGCUCUUAAUGUAUUAGCUUACUGGAAAGGGUCAGAGUUUCGCUGUUUCUUAUAUUACUUGAGUUUCAUUGUCUUGAAAGAUGUAUUGUGUGGAGAAGCUUAUCAUCACUUUUUAGCCUUCUUUUGCGCCAUAACUAUAUGUUCCAAUGAGGAACAUUUCAUGUUUCUUCGCUUAGCCGAGCAGCUCUUAUUUUUCUUUUUAGAACACUUUAGAGAUUUAUAUGGAGAGGAAUGUAUGACAAGCAAUAUUCAUAACUUGUCACACAUUAUUGAUGAAGUACAAAAGUUUGGUAAACUUCAAAAUUUUAACACUUAUCCUUUUGAAAAUAAACUCAACCAAAUAAAGCAAUUAAUAAGACAGGGAAAUAGCCCACUUGCUCAAAUCGCAAAACGUUUAAAUGAAAAAAAUAUUAUUGAAAUAGAAAUGAUAAGUGGUAUUCAGAAAACAAUCCCGUAUAUUAAAGUGUGCAGAAAUAGAGGUUCAACGUUGACGUAG
Molecule: messenger RNA, 990 nt
Organism: Cydia fagiglandana
Lineage: Eukaryota; Metazoa; Arthropoda; Insecta; Lepidoptera; Tortricidae
Exons: 3
Coding region: 1-990 (329 amino acids)
Source: RefSeq, a predicted model, not a curated record